UAGACGUAGUUCAGUUAGUCUGAGGAUUAAAUAUUUUUUACAAUAUUUAAUAUUUAUCAAAAAUGCCUUCCAGCGACAGCGAAGAUUUUGAAAGUGCGGAUGAAGGUCAUAGCAGCCCUAACAAAAAAGAGCGCAAGAAGCGCUUAUCCUCGUCAAAUUAUAGUGAUAAUUUGGAGUUGGACCACGAACCCCAGAAACAUCAAGAUCAACAUUCAACAACAUUAAAAGAAUCAACAAAAAAACAGGCUAAACCAGAAGAUGGUUGGGAUGAUUUUGACAUUGAUGAAGAGGCAACUGAAACUGUUACUGAACAAAAAGAAAGUCAUACUUCAAAACAAGAAUCAACUGCUAAAACACAAUCAGGCUGGGACGACUUUGAUGAAUGGGGUGACAGUAAUGUCAUUGAGGAAUCUCAGGAAACAAUGAAACAUCAAAAGCGAGAAGUGCCACGCCCUGUGACAGAUCAUCCAGCUCCUCAACCCAAGAGUGAAGGAUGGGGAUGGGGUUGGGGUGUUGAUUCUCUCCUCAGUACAGCUACAGCUGGUAUCAGCAAUUUAACAACACAAGUUUCACAGGGAAUAUCAACAGUACUUGAAACAGGUAUUGGUGCCCCAGAUCCUGAAGAGCUGGCAAGGAUAUCUGUGAAAAAUAACGACAGUAAACCAAAAAGUGCUGAGAGUGAAGAGAUUGAGAACACAGAAGCAAAGUCAGAUCAGAAUGUGAACGAUGGUGCUUUUCAAUUUGGCAGCUUAUUCUCUGGUGUCACCAAGUUUGUUGAAACUACUGGUACAAAAGUAAUAGCAGGUGGACUAGAUACCCUAGAAACUAUAGGUAAGAAGACGAUGGAAGUUCUUCAAGAUGGUGAUCCAGGUCUGGCCAAGAAGAGGGCUAUGCUCGGUCUAGACUCUGGAGACAAACUCGUACUUUCUCAGGUGUUGAGGGAGGCAAAAGCUAAGGCUGAUGAAGAGGAUCUUAUGAGGGAAGCCAAGAGGGAGGCUAAAGAAGUCCAUUAUGAAACACUGUUUGAUGAUUUUGAGGGUCUAGUGCACCUGGAAGCGCUGGAGAUGCUGUCGAAGCAGGUCAGUAUGCGUAUCGACGAGCGACUGCGCAACGCAGCCCCCGACAAGCGACACGACAUCAAAGAGACACUGCAACAGGUUGCCGAACUCUGUGAAAUGCCUGAAGAAGAAGAUGAUGAAGAGGAGCAAGAAGAAAUAUCAGAAGACAUAUCCAAGCCUGAUGCAUUCCACGAACGGCUGCAACGGGCUACAAGAGACAUUGGCUUAAAAUUACAAUUUCAACCUUUAAUUAAACAGUACACAGAAAUUCUAACUUGGUUCGAAGAAACAGAAACAGAUAUAGCUGGAAAGGCAAUAUAUAAGCGAGCAGUGAGUGGCCUCGCACAAACCACGGCAUUAUGCGUGGAACUGUACCAUAAGACAGCUGAAAUGCUGCUCGUGAAGAACAGGCGUUCCACCGCUGAUGAAGCUGAUGCUCUUACGCAAAUGACAGUAGUACUGACAAGGCAUAUAAGCGAUCUAGCAACACAGUUCACAGAGAAACUGAGCGGUCAUCCAUCAGAAAGCAAGGAGCAAAUAAAUGGUUACAUCACCAAUGUAUUUUUAGAGGCUGGUAACAGUUCAAAGUAUAUAGAAAACGCAUUCCAGUUGACAUUGCCGAUAAUUCAGAUAGGUGCAGUAUGAAGAUUAUAUAAAAAUAUAUUAAUAUAAUUAUUAUGUAAUAUAUGUGAUAAAUUUAUUGUAAUUAAUAAAAAUAAAUACUUUUUAUUUUAUUUUAAAUAGUC
Messenger RNA from Vanessa atalanta (red admiral), 1804 nucleotides. RefSeq names its product protein FAM114A2. The coding region runs from base 63 to 1703 and encodes 546 amino acids. The record is from RefSeq and is a predicted model, not a curated record. The transcript has 10 exons. Lineage: Eukaryota; Metazoa; Arthropoda; Insecta; Lepidoptera; Nymphalidae.